AUGGCGAAUCUCCCUGCGCACGCCUCUCCGAAACUCGCCCCGCACUCUAUCGCACUCACCCAAACAGAUCCUGUAUCCGACAAUGCGAGCCAGGAAGACGGGAUUGCAACAGGUGAACAGACUCCUACGUUACCGCAAUCAUUCCUAUCGCCCGCGUUUACCCCACCUGUGACUCCCGGCGGAUCAUUGGAUUUUGCCACCAAUCCGACAGACCUCCUUCACAAGAGUCAAUCAGCUGCAAUCCAGCACAAAGAUGAACACGCAAAAGCUCCUAAGCUCCUGGAGCAGCUCCCGCGGGUAGAGUGUAUUGUGCGGGCGCGAAUUCCGACCUCUAACGGCGCCGAGAUGUUCCUGCACCUCUACCACAAUGACCUGGAUAAUAAGGAGCACUUGGCUAUUGUAUUUGGAAACAAUAUUCGCAGUCGCAGUCUCGACCGCGUUCACCCGGGGGAGACCGAGAUGGAUCGCAUGAUCCGAGGCGCAUAUGUAGGGAAGUUGCACCCGGGCCGAGUCAGCAGCUGGGAAGAUGACGGCAAGGCCGGAUCAAAUUCAUCGCCGCGCCGUAUGGAGCCCCCACUGGUGCGCAUUCAUUCUGAGUGUUAUACAGGAGAGACAGUGUGGUCGGCCCGAUGCGAUUGUGGUGAGCAGCUGGAUGAAGCGGCGCGAUUAAUGUCCCUCCCCGUUUCAGAUCUUUCGUCCAAAGCACCGGAGCUGCAGUCUCCACAAUCACAGUCCGCAGGGGGUGUCAUUAUCUACCUACGACAGGAGGGUCGAGGCAUUGGUCUCGGAGAGAAGUUGAAAGCGUAUAAUCUGCAGGACCUUGGGUCUGAUACCGUCGAAGCCAAUCUUUUGCUGCGGCAUCCGGCAGAUGCGCGAAGCUAUGGUUUGGCCACGGCCAUGUUGGUGGAUCUUGAUUGUGGAGCGGACACCAACCCAGACGGAAUCCGCUUGCUCACAAAUAAUCCUGACAAGGUGCGAGCUAUUGAAGGCCCCAAUCGGGAAGUGUUGGUGAAGGAGAGAGUUCCUAUGAUUCCUUUGGCCUGGCGAACUGGCGGCGAACGCGGUAUUAAGAGCUCCGAGAUUGAGGGUUACUUACAAACCAAGAUUUCGAAAAUGGGCCAUAUGAUUCAAUAA
Messenger RNA from Penicillium maclennaniae, 1134 nucleotides. RefSeq names its product GTP cyclohydrolase II. Lineage: Eukaryota; Fungi; Ascomycota; Eurotiomycetes; Eurotiales; Aspergillaceae. The coding region runs from base 1 to 1134 and encodes 377 amino acids. The record is from RefSeq and is a predicted model, not a curated record. Gene Ontology annotation, molecular function: GTP cyclohydrolase II activity. Gene Ontology annotation, biological process: riboflavin biosynthetic process. The transcript has 2 exons.